UCUCUCCUUUUCCGUCUGACCUAUGUGACAGUGCAUGUUUAUUAAAAAAAAAACCUCCUCUUUUUAUCAGUUCAGUAGCCAAGGAAAUGAAAGAAUGAGCCUCUAAGGCUAUCACUUAUACCCUCCAAUGCCUCGCAAUUCAAAUAUCACUUCUAUUUUUCGCCCUUUUUGAAUAUCGCAGCCUCUGCACUUCCCCAUUUUCUUUUGCCUUUUCCUUCGCAUGAUCUACAAUUGCAACUUUGUUGAUUGCUUUUGAACUUUGAAGUCUCACCACUCUCUCUUUACCCCUUGCAUUAACAGUCUCCCAGAGAGAGAGAGAGAGAGAGAUAAAGAAGAAGGGAAAAUGAUGACGAUGAAGAAAAGACUGGCUUGCUGUACGCGGGACAGAGAGAUUAGCCUCGAUUUUGAUGAGCAAGAUAAUAAAUUUUCUGGUAUAAUGACAUAUAAUGGUCUUGAGAGCUGCAUUAUCAACAAUCAGUCUUAUGAGAAUGAAAGCAGAACAAGCAGAGGAGAUGGAUGUGCAUCUGAUUCCUUGGAUGAUGAUUUCUCCAGCUGUUCUUCUAGCAAAGAUGCUUUUGGAUCAUUUUCUUCCAAGUGGAUGAAGAGAGAUGAACAGGGUUCAGAUGAAUGGGAGCUCUCUGAAAGCCCCGAGCAUUUUUAUGUCAAAGAGAAGCCUGCUUAUUCCAUUCAAUCUUCAGACGUUGAGACAAUGAAAGAAAAUUUUGCUAAGCUUCUAUUGGGGGAAGAUAUUACCGGUGGACGGAAGGGUGUCUCCACAGCUUUAGCUUUGUCAAAUGCCAUCACAAAUCUUGCAGCGUCAAUUUUUGGGGAGUUGUGGAAAUUGGAGCCACUAGCUGAAGAAAGGAAAAAUAAAUGGCGAAGAGAAAUGGACUGGUUACUCUCUCCUACCAACUAUAUGGUGGAGUUAGUGCCUGCUAAGCAAAAUGGUGCAAAUGGCAGGACUAUGGAGAUAAUGACACCAAAAGCCCGUGCGGACAUUCACAUGAAUCUCCCAGCACUUCAGAAGUUGGACUCUAUGCUUAUUGAAACUCUGGAGUCAAUGGUGAAUGCUCAGUUUUAUUAUGCAGAAGUUGGAAGCCGGGCAGAAGGAAGAAACAAGAGUGCAAGGGAGAGCAAGAGGUGGUGGCUUCCAUUGCCACAAGUACCAAAAACUGGGCUCUCAGAUACCGAAAGGCAGAAGUUGCAAUGUAAAGGCAAGGUGGUAUAUCAAGUAUUCAAGGCUGCAGCAUCGAUUAAUGAAAAUGUUUUGCUUGAAAUACCUCUUCCAUCCAUUAUUAGGGAUGCUCUUCCCAAGUCUGGGAAGGCAAGCCUUGGUGACGAACUGUACAAGGUUUUGACUCUGGAGUCCACCUCGGUUGAUGAAAUGUUCAUUUCGCUAAAUUUAAAGUCUGAAAACAAUGCUCUCGAGGUCAUUAAUAGGUUGGAAGCUGCUGUAUUUGCAUGGAAAGGGCGACUUACAGAACAAGCUAGUGGUAAAUCGCCAGUGCGAAAAUCAUGGUCCUUUAUUAAGGAUCCUAUAUCUGAAAUGGAUAAGAUGGAGCUACUAGUGGACCGUGCUGAAGCACUUUUACAUCAGAUAAAGAGUGCAUACCCAAACCUUCCUCAAACGUUUCUUGAUGCUUCAAAAAUUCAAUAUGGCAAGGAUGUUGGACAUUCCAUUCUGGAAGCAUAUUCACGAGUCCUAAAGAACUUGGCUUUCAGCAUAAUGUGCAGGAUGGGAGAAAUUCUACAAGAAGACAGUUUGUGUAACCCAAAUUCAGGGGUGGCAACAUGGUGCUUUCCUGGAAUAAAUGUGGGAAAUCCAAGGCACUCUCACUCACUCAGUGAUGUUAUGAGCAAAGUAGAGGGAAGUACUGAAUCCGAUACGGACGGGGAGUUGUACAGUGAUGCAAGUAUAAAUGCAACACCAAGUACAAGUAGGAGCCGUCGAGUUUGGUGUAUUGGGAAAGAGGCAUGUAGUAGUAUAGGAGUGUCUCCUUGAUAAUAAAAAAAAUCAAAAAGAUGAUGGAAAUUUGAUUUUCAACACUGCUUUUGUAUAUCAUUGUUAAGCUUAAUUAAUUAAUAAAAGCCAUAAAAGAAACAUAUACUUGCUAGUA
This is a messenger RNA of Gossypium raimondii (Peruvian cotton), 2117 nucleotides long. RefSeq names its product rop guanine nucleotide exchange factor 14. The record is from RefSeq and is a predicted model, not a curated record. NCBI's taxonomy places the organism in Eukaryota, Viridiplantae, Streptophyta, Magnoliopsida, Malvales, Malvaceae. Gene Ontology annotation, molecular function: guanyl-nucleotide exchange factor activity.